This is a messenger RNA of Prunus persica (peach), 1698 nucleotides long. RefSeq lists its product as uncharacterized. The transcript has a single exon. The record is from RefSeq and is a predicted model, not a curated record. NCBI's taxonomy places the organism in Eukaryota, Viridiplantae, Streptophyta, Magnoliopsida, Rosales, Rosaceae. Bases 1 to 1698 code for a protein of 565 amino acids.
AUGAAACCAGAUGAGAAUUCCAUGGAAUUCUCAGACCCAUACACCAUACACCACUCAGACCAUACUGGAAUUAUCCUAGCUACCAAACCACUUGAUGGGAACAAUUAUGGGCAAUGGAGCCAUGCCAUAAGCAUGGGUCUCAGCGCAAAGAACAAGAUUGGGUUCAUUGAUGGAACCAUUACAGCUCUAUCCUUCAAGGACGCAAAAUAUGCAACUUGGAAAAAAUGCAACGAUAUGGUAACAUUGUGGAUUGUGAACUCAGUCCACUCAGACAUUGCCAACAGCAUCAUGUACACUGAAUCUGCUGCUGUAGUUUGGAACGAUCUCAAGGACAGGUUUUCACAGAGCAGUGACUCGAGGAUCUACCAGAUUCGACAAGAAAUCGUCGAAAAUCGACAAGGGCAGCUCUCAGUAUCUUCCUAUUACACCAAGAUGAAAGCCUUGUGGGACGAGUUAGCAUCCUGCCAUGACCCACUCACUUGCACUUGUGCAGGCUUGAAAGAACUCGCUGAACAAGAAGAAAAAGAAAGACUUAUGCAGUUUCUAAUGGGAUUGAACGAUUCUUACUCGACUAUACGAGGCUCGAUUUUGAUGAUGAGUCCACUCCCUGACACACGCCGAGUUCAUUGCCUCAUUCUCCAACAUGAACGGUGGAUGGAUGUGGCUAGUCGCCGAGAUCUGGGGACGAACUCUCACGCAAUGCAAGUGCAGCGAACCCUAGUGCUGCCGUCAUUCAACAAGCAGCCCUCCAACACAUCUUCACGUAAGUCACUUAAAUGUACCUACUACGAUGGAGAUGGACACUUGGUGGACCAUUGCUACUACAUUAUUGGGUUUCCAGAUGGAAACAAAUGGCAUGGCAAGAAUGUGAAGCCCAAGAAUAAGAGAUCCACAGUCAACAAUGCCGAAGCUAUCAACUCUACUGCAACUACCAAGUCUAAUGCUUCUUACUGUCCUAUGUUCACUCCCGAGGAGUAUAAUCAGAUCAUUGCCAUGCUCCGCAAUGGUAAUGGACAACCACUUGCAAAUGCAACAAGUAUCUUCUCGCCUAAAUGCAAUAUAGCACAAACAGAUCCACACUCGACUCUAUAUUGGAUUGUUGAUAGUGGAGCAACCGACGAUAUAUCGUAUUCACCGCCAACACACAACAUCAUUGAUGCUCAGUAUGACUCCAUUGGUUUACCAGAUGGGGGGCAAGCGGAAAUUAAAAAUAUUGGCUCUAUAAAAUUGUCACAUGAUAUGUCUCUUGAUAAAGUUCUUUAUGUACCAAAGUUUCAUGUCAAUUUGUUGUCAGUUAGUAAAUUGACAAGAGCUUUGCGCUGUAUAGUGACAUUCUAUCCGGAUUUUUAUGUUGUGCAGGACAUGGAUAUGAAGAGGGUGAUUGGCCUAGGCAAGCAUUUUGAUGGGCUCUACUAUCUUACACCAAGACAAAACCCUCACCUUGCCAACCACAUCCAUCAUGCCACUAGCCUAUGGCAUCGGCGCCUUGGGCACCCAUCAUCUGCACCUUCACUUUCAUUAGCAAAAAAUAAUGUUGAAAUAAUGUUUGAUUCCAAACACAUUUGUGAAGCUUCCCAUUUAGCAAAGCAAACUCGUUUACCCCUUUAUCGUAGUGAAAUUAAAACUUCCACACCAUUUGACUUAAUUCAUUGUGAUAUUUGGGGACCUCACAGGAACCCAACACAUUCUGGGGCAUGA